GUUAGUGAGCCAACUGACGAGGAUGAAGAAUCUAAUGAACCAGUUAUACGUAGUCCUGUGUCUAUACCUAAUCCCAGAGUUAUUCAAGAAGAUCACCAGGAAAGUAGGGGAGAACAAGUUGUACAUUCUACAUAGAGAUUUUCCUGGAGAUGGCCAUCUGAAAGCAGACACGGAAGAAGAUGUCAAUGGGAUUAGUCAGGCAAUUGGAGAAACUGAAUAUGAACAACCAGUAUUGGCAGUGGCUGUAGGAGAAGAUAGCCUGGAUGUCAACAAAGGUGGUACUAAAACAGUUGAGUCAUCAAAUGUUGGUAUGACUCGUGGGCAAGCUGACAUAGUUGUCGAAAAAUUUCCACUUCAUCCCAUUGCUAGGAAAUUUGAUGACUUGGAAGGAAGAUUAGAAGAACAAAGUCAAGGAACUAGAACUCUGGAGGUAAACAAAAUUGAACAGGACAGCGUACAAGUUACAGAGCACUCUUGUAGUGCUGUGCAGGUGGAAGCUGGUGCAGACCUUGCUGUUUCAAAAAGCAAGAGUGAGCUGGUGGGUAAAACUGCCAGCCUAAAUGAUGGGAAUCCACCAUUGGAAAUGUCAAAUUGCUCUGCAACCAAAAAAGUUCCUGUAUUUGACAUGAGCAAUGCUGCAGAAAUCGGAGCAAAGGUCUCUUCCCCCACUGAAGCAAAGCCUGCGAAUGUUCCAACGGGUACCAAUGAGAAACAUGGUGACAUAAAUGCUGGUGUUUCUCAUGAACAGUCCAUUCCAGAUGAAACCAUUGGAAUAGAAGACAAACUAAAGAUCGAAGGUGAUAGCAGCUCCAAGGAGGGAAGCAAUCCUACAUUAAACAGAAUUAACCUUGAAACAUGGGAAAGGACAUCAGAGCUGCCCGCUGAAUCUGAAGUAAAUCCAGUUUUUGCAUUCUUCAAGGCGCUUGUUACUGCUUUUGUGAGAUUUUUGAAUGGAUGAGAGUUUACGGGGUGUUAUAAUGUAGCUUUUGAGAGUAUCUGCAGGGUGUUAAGCUUAGUGUUUGCAGCUUAUGGGACACUUUAAUUCCAUGAUAUUAUGAUAUCUGGUAACGUACUUAAUGUAUAUGGUGGUUGCUGCGGUCAAUUACAUGAUGCUUGUAUCCCUGAAA
Molecule: messenger RNA, 1127 nt
Organism: Coffea arabica (coffee)
Lineage: Eukaryota; Viridiplantae; Streptophyta; Magnoliopsida; Gentianales; Rubiaceae
Source: RefSeq, a predicted model, not a curated record